AUGUCUCAUGUCAGGUCCGUUUUGGAGAGGCUGAUAGGGCAUCCCCUGUACUCCAAGGCGGAGAAGUGCCUUUUCUUUCAGCAGGCUGUCUCCUUCCUGGGCUAUCGGAUAUCCACCGCGAGAGUGGAGAUGGAAGAGCAGAGGGUCAAUGCAGUACGGUCGUGGCCUGUUCCAUCCAACAUCAAGGCGGUGCAGCGCUUCCUUGGUUUUGCCAACUAUUUCAGGCGCUUCAUUAGGGGUUUCAGCAGAGUGGUGGCCCCUCUCACCUUCCUCCUGAAGGGAGGUCCUCGACAGCUGCGCUGGACUGGGGAGGCCAACGAAGCCUUCUGUGCGCUCAAGGAACGUUUUACUAACGCAUCUGUUCUGGCUCACCCUGACCCGUCUCUGUCUAUCGUGGAGGUGGACGCCUCUGAGGUUGGAGGUGCCUAA
Messenger RNA from Salvelinus sp. IW2-2015, 429 nucleotides. RefSeq lists its product as uncharacterized. NCBI's taxonomy places the organism in Eukaryota, Metazoa, Chordata, Actinopteri, Salmoniformes, Salmonidae. The record is from RefSeq and is a predicted model, not a curated record. The transcript has a single exon. The coding region runs from base 1 to 429 and encodes 142 amino acids.